Danaus plexippus (monarch butterfly) is the source of this 1363-nucleotide messenger RNA. RefSeq names its product cAMP-dependent protein kinase catalytic subunit alpha-like. Gene Ontology annotation, cellular component: nucleus; cAMP-dependent protein kinase complex. The coding region runs from base 104 to 1186 and encodes 360 amino acids. The record is from RefSeq and is a predicted model, not a curated record. Gene Ontology annotation, biological process: peptidyl-serine phosphorylation. The transcript has a single exon. Gene Ontology annotation, molecular function: ATP binding; cAMP-dependent protein kinase activity. Lineage: Eukaryota; Metazoa; Arthropoda; Insecta; Lepidoptera; Nymphalidae.
UAUUGACAGCUCCUUUUUGCAAUAAAUAUUGGUAAAAACGGCCAUUCGAAACAUUAUAUUGAAUAAUUUGUUCAAACUGAUUUCCGAGGCUGAAAUCAUAAAUAUGGCAGAUGAUGCCAAAAGAACUAUAGCGAUGCCUUCUUUAGGAGGUUAUUCGACAGUGAGGCAGGAACAGUAUGGCCAAUACCUGCGUAAGCUGCGACAAGAUUUUAUUGAUACUUGGAACGAAAAACCUCAGACCAAUGCAAAAUUAUGUGACUUUGAGAAGCAAAAAGUAUUGGGGACCGGAGCAUUUGGCGUCGUAUACUUAACUAAACAUGUACAUACUGGUAGAUACUACGCUAUGAAAAUGUUGGAAAAGGAAAAAAUUGUGAAGUUAAAGCAGAUCGAACAUAGCUACUAUGAGAAGAAAAUUCUAUGCGGCCUUAAUUUUCCUUUCUGUGUCUAUAUGAAGUACUUUUUCAAAGAUAAUGUCUACCUUUACUACGUUCUACCAUUCGUGGCUGGAGGUGAAAUGUUUUCUCAUUUACGAAAAUUGGGAAAAUUUGAGGAGAGGUCGUCAAAAUUUUAUGGUGCCCAAGUAGUUUUAGCUCUCGAAUAUCUACACGCAUGUGAAUUAGUUUAUCGCGAUCUUAAACCAGAAAAUAUACUUAUAGAAAGAACCGGUUACAUUAAAAUAACUGAUUUCGGUUUUUGUAAGCUGAUACGCGGAAGAACUUGGACCUUGUGCGGUACUCCCGAAUAUCUGGCACCGGAAAUAAUCCUGAGCAAAGGAUACGGCAUGUCUGUGGAUUGGUGGUCGCUUGGCAUACUCUUGUUUGAAAUGAGCGCUGGACAUCCACCAUUUUACGCUUCCGAUCCUAUGAGAAUUUAUGAAAAAAUUGUUGCCGGUAAAUAUCGAUGUCCAAAUCAUUUUUCUCAAGAACUUAGAGAUUUGAUCUCGCGCGUUCUGCAGGUUGACAUUACCAGGCGUCUCGGAAAUCUUAAGAACGGGGUUUUAGAUUUUAAGAACCACAAAUGGUUUGCAGAGAUCGAUUGGGAUGGUCUCUUGAAUAACCGAAUACCAGCUCCUUUUAUUCCCAAAGUGCGAUCUCCUGGCGAUACGACUUAUUUUGAUAGUUUCGAUGACGAAUUGACGAAGGAGAGCCCUGUAUGUUUGUUCGAAGAUGAGUUUGCUGACUUUUAGCUAUAUUAACUACGUAAUACUAUGUACCGCAAUAGGACGCAAUAAGUUAUUUUAAGUAGGAAUUAAAAACUGUUUCUUUUAAGUUAUUAAUUAUGUUGAAUGGUACAUGUUCGUUUAUUAUUAUUCAUAAACUUCUCUGUAAGUAAAACAUAUUCUUAAUAUAUUGAUUAUUUUUGA